This is a messenger RNA of Ciona intestinalis (vase tunicate), 1784 nucleotides long. Its product is annotated as dihydrolipoyllysine-residue succinyltransferase component of 2-oxoglutarate dehydrogenase complex, mitochondrial. The record is from RefSeq and is a predicted model, not a curated record. Gene Ontology annotation, molecular function: dihydrolipoyllysine-residue succinyltransferase activity. Gene Ontology annotation, cellular component: mitochondrion; oxoglutarate dehydrogenase complex. Gene Ontology annotation, biological process: tricarboxylic acid cycle. NCBI's taxonomy places the organism in Eukaryota, Metazoa, Chordata, Ascidiacea, Phlebobranchia, Cionidae.
AAUUUGCCCACGUUUCUGUCACAAGGCAGUAGUUUAAUUAAAGUUUUUAGAAAAUCUGUUUAUGUUUGAAGAUGUCAUUGUACAUAAGAGGAACAUCUAAAUUACUCUCACAACUAAGAUACAGUGCACGAAAGUUAUCUAUUCCAGCUGCCUCAAAAGUACACACAACCCAACAACUUAAAUCUUAUACUCAAUUAGAGACAUGGCGUGCAAAAGACGUCAAACCUCAACUGACAAGGCAACAACGCUUGUUUCACAUUACUGCAACAAAAUUUGAUGCUGUGACAGUCAAUUGUCCUCCAUUUGCUGAAUCUAUUACUUCGGGAGAUAUUGUUUGGGAAAAAGCAGUUGGUGAUUCAGUUGAGAUUGACGAGAUGGUGGCUGAGAUAGAAACAGACAAAACUACAAUCCCUAUUCCUGCACCUUCAUCUGGGGUUAUUGAAGAACUCCUAGUUGAAGAGGGUGCUACUGUCACUCCUGGAACACCGCUUUUUAAGCUCAAUAGUGAUGGAGCAUCUGCUGCUCCACAGCCUGCCAAGGAAGAAGCCCCAGCAGCAGCUGCACCAUCCUCCCCAACAGAACCAGCACCAGUUUCAACUCCAAUUCCCGACACCCUUCCACCCCCACCACCCGUGCCCUCUGCUCCAAUGGCUUCCAAGAAAGUUUCUGAUGUCAAAAUUACCCCAUCAAUUGCUCCGGUUUCAGUUACAGGAUCGCGAUCUGAGCACCGAGUGAAGAUGAACAGAAUGCGGCAACGGAUCUCACAGCGACUCAAGGAUUCCCAAAACACAGCAGCCAUGCUCACUACUUUCAAUGAGGUUGACAUGACCAACAUCAUGGCCCUGAGAAAUAAGCACAAGGAUGCUUUCUUAAAGAAACAUGGCGUGAAAUUGAGCUUCAUGUCAGCUUUCAUUAAAGCUUCUGCAUAUGGUCUAACGGACCAGCCAGUGGUGAAUGCAGUGAUUGAUGAUGCUUCAAAUGAGAUCAUUUACAGAGAUUAUGUUGAUAUUAGCAUCGCAGUUUCCACCGAAAAAGGACUUGUUGUUCCUGUGUUGAGAAAUUGCGAAAAUAUGAAUUUCCUUGAAAUAGAGCAAGAGAUGACCAGUCUUGCACAGAAGGCUAGAGAGAACAAGCUUACUGUAGAAGACAUGGAUGGUGGCACUUUCACAAUUAGUAAUGGUGGAGUUUUUGGUUCAAUGUUCGGCACCCCUAUUAUUAACCCACCACAAUCAGCCAUUCUUGGCAUGCACGCCAUACUUGAUAGACCGGUAGCAAUCAACGGUGAGGUAAAGAUCCGCCCUAUGAUGUACAUCGCUCUCACCUAUGACCACAGACUGAUAGAUGGAAGAGAGGCGGUCACUUUCCUCCGCAAGAUCAAGGCAGGAGUGGAGGACCCCAGUAUUUAUCUCCUUGGAAUGUAGACGUAUUAACUUGCCUCCUGUUCCAUACCUUUUGCUGCCGUCAAUAUCUUAAUUAAAGUAGUAGCUAAAUAUUUGUGGCGCGUAUAUAGAGUAUUUAUGCUUGUUUCUUAUUUGUUUUGGCCAUAUAUACAGUUCACAAUUUUUUUGUACAGUUGCAGCCCUUUUGUUUUACGAUUUAAAAAUAUGUUUCCAAAAAGUUCUAACAAUAGUAACCUGUGAUUUGCACACCAAAAGCCACUGCACUGUUUAAGACAAAUUUAUGACAAGAAAACAAGUUUGGUUGACUUAUGUUUGGUAAAAUUGUGCAGAUUUCAAAUAUGAUACUGGUGUGCUGAAUUGUUACAAUAAAACACUGGGAAAAAA